This is a messenger RNA of Ochotona curzoniae (black-lipped pika), 347 nucleotides long. NCBI's taxonomy places the organism in Eukaryota, Metazoa, Chordata, Mammalia, Lagomorpha, Ochotonidae. The record is from the annotation of a RefSeq genome assembly.
AUUAACUUAAUCCUGGCCCUAUUUGUUAAUACCCUAAUCCCCAUGAUCUUAAUAAUCAUUGCAUUUUGACUACCUCAAACCUAUACGUACUCAGAAAAAGCUAGCCCCUAUGAAUGCGGCUUUGACCCCAUAGGAUCCGCCCGCUUACCUUUCUCACUAAAAUUUUUCCUCGUUGCCAUUACAUUUCUACUCUUCGACCUAGAAAUCGCUCUCCUCCUCCCCCUCCCCUGAGCCUCCCAAACCAACAACCUAACACUAAUACUCACCAUCGCAUUACUCCUCAUUUCAAUUCUAGCAAUGGGCCUAGCAUACGAAUGACUCCAAAAAGGCCUAGAGUGAGUUGAAUA